CUUUAACCCCAUUUUGCCCCUACCAUUGUCUCCAGACGCCACCUUCUUCAUUCUCUUGUUCAUAUAUAUAGCAGAACUUAGCAACAUCUCUCUCUUUGUAUCUGUAUAUAACACCUACAUCAAUAAAACAAAAGUUUGGUUUUCUUUUUCUUGAAUAGAACAAUAAGAGAAAUGCCUGGACUUGUAGCCAUGGAUGCAAUAAGUAGAGACAGAAUAGAAGAUGAUGCUGAUGGAGAAUUCUCGCCUUAUAAAGGAAGCUUUAGCCAUCAAAGGUCUCCAAGAAGCACACUGAGUCCACAUAGUCCCCGCAGUGACUCCAUUGAUCUAUCUAUUGAUGGGCUGAUUGACACAUCAAUCGAACAGUUGUAUCACAAUGUCUGUGAAAUGCAGAGCUCUGAUCCUUCGCCAUCCCGGACUAGUUUCUUGUCUUAUGGUGAGGAAUCGAGGAUUGAUUCAGAACUCCGCCACCUUGUCGGAGAUAUCGGAGAAGUGGAGGUAAUAACAAAAGAAGUGGUGACGGAAAAUAAAGAAGAUGGCGGUGUUGAUGACUUCACUCCCAAGAAAGCUACUAAUGGUGAUACUGAUCAAAGGUCUGCAAACAAGGACAGAAUCCGAGCUGCAAGUCUCAAGAAACAACUUUUCCGGUUGCAGUCAGAUAUGGAGGCGUCUGCAAAAUCUAAUCCUAAGAGCAGAUCUCCCCAUCAGAAGCCUUCGCUUGAUAGGAGGUUUGACAAGAAUAUGAGAAGGCCAAAUGCAAGUUUUCACAUGAAGAAGCACAAGAAUUUCGGUUCUAUUGCGUCAAAAUUUCAGAGUGAAACUGCAGAUCCUCUCGAGACAGGCUUAGAUAACCCUGAUCUUGGACCUUUCUUACUCCAACAGACGAAGUACAUGAUUUCUUCAGGCGAAAACCCACAAAAGACUCUUGAAUUUGCUCUUCGAGCAACAAAAUCAUUUGAGGUUUGUGCAAAUGGAAAACCAAAUUUAGAUCUUGUCAUGUCCUUGCAUGUUUUGGCAGCGAUUUACUGCAGCUUAGGCCGAUACAACGACGCAAUUCCUGUCCUUGAGCGAUCUAUUGAGAUCCCAGUAAUAGAAGAUGGCCAAAAUCAUGCACUGGCUAAAUUUGCUGGAUGCAUGCAACUGGGUGAUACAUAUGCAAUGCUAGGCCAGAUUGAGAAUUCAAUUCUAUGUUAUACAGCUGGUCUAGAAAUCCAAAGACAAGUCCUUGGAGACACAGAUCCUCGAGUUGGGGAGACAUGCAGGUACGUAGCCGAGGCUCAUGUUCAAGCACUGCAAUUCGAUGAAGCUGAGAAACUUUGUCAGGUGGCACUUGACAUCCACAGGGAGAAAGGAGGUCCUGCAUCGCUUGAAGAAGCAGCAGAUAGGAGGCUUAUGGGACUUAUAUCAGAAGCAAAAGGAGAAUACGAAACUGCUCUUGAGCAUUACGUUUUAGCAAGCAUGUCCAUGGCAGCAAAUGGGCAUGACAUAGACGUAGCUUCAAUUGAUUGCAGCAUUGGAGAUGCAUAUUUAUCUUUAGCACGAUACGAUGAGGCCAUUUUCUCUUAUCAGAAAGGGCUCACAGUGUUCAAAUCAAAAAAAGGAGAGAAUCAUCCAACAGUUGCUUCCGUUUUCGUACGUUUAGCUGAUUUAUACAACAGGAUUGGAAAAUUCAGAGACUCUAAAACUUUCUGUGAAAAUGCAUUCAGAAUCUACGAAAAACACAAUCCUGGAAUCGCUGCAGAAGAGAUAGCAAGUGGGUUGAUUGAUAUUGCAGCAAUCUACCAAGCCAUGAACGAGUUUGAUCAAGCAUUGAAGUUGCUUAAAAAAGCUUUGAAGAUAUAUGGCAAUUCUCCUGGACAACAAAGCACAAUUGCAGGAAUUGAAGCACAGAUGGGAGUCAUGUACUACAUGAUGGGGAACUACGGUGAUUCUUACAAUACAUUCAAAAGUGCUGUCUUGAAAUUUCGAGGGAGUGGAGAAAAGAAAUCAGCAUUGUUUGGGAUUGCUUUGAAUCAAAUGGGUCUAGCUUGUGUGCAACGUUAUGCAAUAAAUGAGGCAGCAGAUCUAUUUGAAGAAGCAAGAAGCAUUUUGGAGAAGGAAUAUGGACCUUGUCAUCCUGAUACAUUAGGGGUUUACAGCAAUCUUGCAGGCACCUAUGAUGCUAUGGGAAGAUUGGAUGAUGCCAUUGAAAUCUUAGACUAUGUUGUGGGUAUGAGAGAGGAGAAGCUAGGAACAGCAAAUCCUGACGUGGAUGAUGAGAAGCGAAGGCUAGCUGAGUUGUUGAAAGAUGCAGGAAAAGUCCGAAAUAGGAAAUCAAGAUCACUAGUAACUCUCCUUGACACACAGCUUCAAAUUAUAAAGGAUGAUGCCAUUCAGGUCUCAUAAUACCAAUUCUGUGUAUACUCAUGCUUGUAAAAUAUUAUAUUAGAUAAGAAUUAAGUUGCUGGUUUUGUUUCUAUUACAUUCCUGUUGGCAUUUUGGGAAAAACAAAUAAACAAAUCAAAGUACCUAUGAGAGAAAUAAAAAAUAUGUUUCCACUGUUGUGCAUAUAACACUCUAUAAAAAUAGGCUUAAUUUUCUUUUUCAA
This is a messenger RNA of Manihot esculenta (cassava), 2584 nucleotides long. Its product is annotated as protein KINESIN LIGHT CHAIN-RELATED 2. Gene Ontology annotation, molecular function: protein binding. NCBI's taxonomy places the organism in Eukaryota, Viridiplantae, Streptophyta, Magnoliopsida, Malpighiales, Euphorbiaceae. The record is from RefSeq and is a predicted model, not a curated record. Bases 172 to 2382 code for a protein of 736 amino acids. The transcript is spliced from 3 exons.